This is a messenger RNA of Microthlaspi erraticum, 1131 nucleotides long. The record is from the annotation of a GenBank genome assembly. NCBI's taxonomy places the organism in Eukaryota, Viridiplantae, Streptophyta, Magnoliopsida, Brassicales, Brassicaceae.
AUGCGAAUCGACUUUCAAACAAUUGAAGCCGAAUAUGAGGCCCUGAUCGCCGGGCUCAGGCUCGCGAUAGGUAUAGGAGCCCGAAAGCUCCACGCUUAUAGCGAUUCGCAACUUGUGACAAGCCAAUACCAUGGCGAGAUUCCCCGAGGAGAAAAUUCCGCAGCCGACGCUUUAGCAGCCUUAGCUUCCACCUCCGAACCAUUACUCAAAAGAAUAAUACCCGUCGAGGGAAUACAUAACCCGAGUAUCGACAUCGCCAUAAAAUCGGCUGAACCUAAAGAGAUUGCCACAAUAACGAACGAAGCAAGCACGAGCAGGCAAACUCCCGAAAUUGGCGGAAGCUCGAGCUCGUAUAGUCAAACCGACGAAAGUCAAGAUUUAGCCGAACAACUCGGACCUCCGAUCGAGCUCCAAUUUCCCAAGACAGCAGAUCUCGAAGGAACCGCUCGAGAGAGACGCUUCGUCACAGACGAACAAUAUCAUGCUCGACCGGAUUGGAGAAUUCCAAUAUUCGAAUACAUACAGAACGGGACCCAACCCUCUGACAAGUGGGAGGCCCGAAAACUAAGAGCAAAAUGCUCACGAUACUGUAUAAUGACCGGUAUAUUAUACAAACGAAGUCUAGUCGAACCAUAUCUUAGAUGCGUCAACGGGCUGGAAGCCCUGGCAAUUCUAGCAAAUACUCAGGACGGAAUAUGUGGAUCCCACUCCAGUGGACGAGCUCUGGCUAAUAGUCUCAAACGCCACGGAUACUUUUGGCCUACAAUGUUAGCUGAUUGUGACAACUACGCCGCAAAGUGCGACAAAUGUCAAAAGCAUGCACCAAUUAUACAUCAACCUGCAGAGCUGCUGUCCUCAGUCUCUUCUCUGUACCCUUUCAUGAGAUGGGCUAUGGAUAUACUGGGACCAAUGAUUCCCUCCGGAAGAAAGCAGCAUCAAUACUUGCUCGUACUAACCUAUUACUUCAUAAAGUGGGUAGAAGCCAAAGCUUACCCAAAAGUGGAAGCAACCGACGUAACAAACUUCGUCUGGACAGAAAUCCUUUGCGGACACGGGAUCCCGUAUGAGAUCGUAACCAAUCCCAAUUCAUAUCUAGAGCCUUCAAACGAUUCUGCAAAAAGUACAAAAUAA